CCGUUCAAUGCAUGAUAACACAUUUAUAUUUUAGGUCUGUGUAAGAAACGUUGGCUCGUGCCGCAUCCCUCUCCACCACUAGGGGGCGUCACUCCAGCGCGUCACCGGCCCACGUCUGUCAGCAGACAGGUGGAGGUGAGACAGACUGAAUGAUAUAGAAGGAGAAAAUGGAGUUAAUAUUUGCGUGUUACGGGUCUUGAUUUGAUCAUAGUUCAGGUGCAGGUUUUGUCCCAGGAGAACCACCUGAAGUCAGUUAGAUGUAAUCCAAGUUAAACACUGUAGGUGGACAGCUGCUCUGCAUGUAAUCCCUCUUCAUGGGGGUUGUAAUAAAUAAAUAAAAAACCAAAAAUAACUCAUUUGUUCAUUGUUUGGCUCCUGUUGCAGUAAGAUGCUCCAUGAAAUAUGCACUGCAGUAUCAAUGUAGUUUUAUUUCAUCUUUUAAUUGGCUUAAGAGGGAGACAUGCUGUAUAUUGUCCUCAACGGGAUAAAGGUUUUCCAGUGAGCUUAGUUCACUUCACUGGGAGCCUCAUAUGGCGCAGUGCUCGGUAAGCCUCUUAGGAAUCACGAUCGCAGCAGAUGGGAGAAUGCCAAUCAGCAGCUCCUGCUGAGCGGAGAAACCCGACGGCUGUGCCACUGCGCGCUCCAAAUCAGUGCCAUCGGUCCACGUGAAAACACCCUGCCAAAUGAGGUUUGGGUUUACCAACGGAAACCAAGCUCCGAGUCCACCAAGAUACCGAACCGGCUGACAAGAGAAUACAAGGAGAGGAGAGCAGAGCCAUGCUUCCUCUGGAGGUCGGGAAGCAGAAGCCGCGCCGCGUGUCGGAACCGAUAUGCGGGGCGGACAGUCCUCCGGUACCGACUCGGCGUUCAAAGAACCGGGACUUCCCCCUGAGCGUGAAGCGCCGCCGGUCCGGCCUCGCACCGGAGCGCAAGGUGAACUGCGUCCUGGUCGGAGACGGAGCGGUGGGCAAGACCAGCCUCAUCGUCAGCUACACCACCAACGGGUACCCGGCCCAUUAUGUCCCCACCGCGCUGGACAACUUCACGGUGAUGGUCUUGGUGGACGAAAAACCAGUGAGACUCCAGCUCUGCGACACGGCCGGACAGAAAUGGGGUCUGGUUGAUGGAUCGAUCAACGACGAGCUGGAGCGCCUCCGGCCUCUGUGCUACAAGAACGCCGACGUCUUCCUCCUCUGCUACAGCGUGGUCCGCCCCUGCUCUUUCCACAACCUGCUCCGCCGGUGGGUUCCCGACAUCCGUCAGCACUGUCCCGCCGCGCCCCUGGUCCUCGUCGGCACCCAGCUGGACCUGAGGGAGGACGUCCAGGUGCUGAUUCACCUGGCGCAGAACCAGCAGCGGCCGGUGGGCACCGAGGAGGGCCGGCAGCUCGCCCAGGAGCUCGGGGCGCUGGGCUUUGCCGAGUGCUCGGCGCUGACCCAGAAGAACCUGAAGGACGCCUUCGAUUCGGCCAUCCUGGCCUGCGUCCAGCAGACGGACAGCUGCAGCGUCCAGCAGCAGAGGCUCACUCUGAGGAAGAAGACGCCCGAUAAGGUCAAGGACCUCUCGGACACCUGGUGGAGGAAGAUCAACUGUCUGAUGGGAGGCCAGAGUUGUGACUUCAAGUGAGCAGCUGCAGAGAAACAAAACCUGGUUCUAGAUCUAGUUGUUCCUUCAUCUUGGUGGAUUUGGUUUGAAGGCCAGAUGGCUUUUGGAUUAUCACCUCUGAGGACAACACGACCCGAAUGCGGGUUGAACUACAAUGGUUUUAUAACAUUCCCAUUACUUUAUUGAAAACAUAUCUCCAGAAUCAUGGU
Molecule: messenger RNA, 1814 nt
Organism: Pungitius pungitius (ninespine stickleback)
Lineage: Eukaryota; Metazoa; Chordata; Actinopteri; Perciformes; Gasterosteidae
Product: rho-related GTP-binding protein RhoU-like
Exons: 4
Coding region: 778-1626 (282 amino acids)
Biological process (GO): establishment or maintenance of cell polarity; endocytosis; Cdc42 protein signal transduction
Molecular function (GO): GTPase activity; protein kinase binding; GTP binding
Source: RefSeq, a predicted model, not a curated record